CAAUGUUGCUACUGAUGAUGAUGGAUUCGAAUUUACUUUUUGUUUAAUAAGAAUGUUGAUCAUCAGAUUUAAUGAAGUUAUGUCAUUGACCGGAUUUAUCGUAUUUAUAUUUUUUGGUACUGGUCAAAAUGCUCUAUCAACCUAUAGAAUGUGGGGAAGGAAGAUUCAUCUGGAUUCUUUCUUUUCCUGUUUUAAAGAGAGACCUGAAGAUUUUCAAAUCAAUUCUACUUUUCACGCCCCUAAAUCGCCACAUUCUUUCAAUUCACAUCAAUAUUCCAAUUCUCUUGGUGAUAUAAAAAUCAUUAUUCCAGAUCAAAAUAAAGGCAAUAAUAACUUAUUAUUUCUUAAUGGUCAUCGUAUACCAUCAGAAUGGCUUAAUGUGAUAUAUCAAGUG
Molecule: messenger RNA, 394 nt
Organism: Scutellospora calospora
Lineage: Eukaryota; Fungi; Glomeromycota; Glomeromycetes; Diversisporales; Gigasporaceae
Source: the annotation of a GenBank genome assembly